Phytophthora nicotianae INRA-310 is the source of this 537-nucleotide messenger RNA. RefSeq lists its product as hypothetical. The record is from RefSeq and is a predicted model, not a curated record. Lineage: Eukaryota; Oomycota; Peronosporomycetes; Peronosporales; Peronosporaceae. The transcript has 3 exons. The coding region runs from base 1 to 537 and encodes 178 amino acids.
AUGGUACAGCCCAUUGGUAAGGUGCUCUGUGACUCAGAAGUCACUGCGCGCGACUUAUCGUUCAAGUCGGCUCCUGGUGAUGCACAGCUAGUUGCAGCUGCAGAAGUCGUCCGUCAGACGUACACCGCUGACAUCCUAGCAGCCGAAGCCCGAAUUCAAGCUACUGCAGCAACCCGAUGUCCUGCUCCAACAACCCAAUCUCCUGCUCCGGCAACGCAAGUUCCUGCUUCAAGUGCAGCACGUACGGCUAGCGGUGCUGUACCGUCAACUCUAUAUCCGCGAACCCCACCGAUUCGACACGCAAAAGCACGGUGGUCUCUCGUUCAAAGCGCAAGUCCGAUGGCGAUUAUGCCGCCUCGGUCGAUACGGUCUGUUGUUCAGCCGCUGCUGGCUACAUCCCCUCAUCUACAAAACUCAGAUUCAGCGUCAGCAUGCGAGGACACACAAAUUACUGAUAACGAGUCCGUCGAAUCUGCGUACUCUCCGAGCGAACCUGAGCAAGCGCUUGAGAAAUUUGGAGAAUGUGAGACGGAUUGA